This is a messenger RNA of Balaenoptera musculus (blue whale), 3512 nucleotides long. RefSeq names its product tyrosyl-DNA phosphodiesterase 1 (gene TDP1). Gene Ontology annotation, cellular component: nucleus. The coding region runs from base 193 to 1953 and encodes 586 amino acids. The record is from RefSeq and is a predicted model, not a curated record. NCBI's taxonomy places the organism in Eukaryota, Metazoa, Chordata, Mammalia, Artiodactyla, Balaenopteridae. Gene Ontology annotation, molecular function: 3'-tyrosyl-DNA phosphodiesterase activity; single-stranded DNA binding; double-stranded DNA binding. Gene Ontology annotation, biological process: single strand break repair; double-strand break repair. The transcript is spliced from 16 exons.
CCCUCAGCCCCUCAUGACCCGGAGGGCUUUAUGACCCAGCUGUGGGCAUCCCGGAAGGGGAAGGGGCAGGGCCACUCUGCGCGCGCCGCGGCCUGGAGCAUUUGAAGCGCGCGCAGGCGCGAGUGGCGGCGGGGGGGCGGGGUCCUCGGGUCCCCGGCGGCUGCGUGUUCUGGGGGCUUCAGAGGAAGUACAAUGUCUCAGGAAGGCAGUUAUGGGAGGUGGACGAUAUCCAGUAGUGAUGAAAGCGAGGAGGAAAAGCCAAGACCGGACGAGCCGUCUACCUCUUUUCUCCCGCACGCUGAGCAGGGAGCAGCCACGGAGCCAAAGUACACCUGUUCCGAGGCUCGGAAAGCUGCCCACAGGAGGAAGAUCGCACCCGUGAAAUUCAGCAACGCAGACUCCGUUUCACAAGCUUCACCUCCCAAAAGGCAGAAGGGCGGUUCCCAGGAAGACCUGGGCUGGCAUCUGUCCAGCAGUGAGGAUGAGCUGCCACCAGAGACGCAGCAGCAGCGGGCUAAGGACACGGGGGUCAAAGAGGAGAAAGGCCUCCCUUCUCCCAGAGAUGGGGCUGUCCCGGGAGCUGGGCAUCACAGCCCCUCGGCCGGCCACGGGCUUGAAACGUCAGGGGAAGGCCAGGACAUCUGGGACAUGCUGGAUAAAGGGAACCCCUUCCAAUUUUACCUCACUAGAGUCACCGGAAUUAAGCCAAAGUAUAACUCGGGAGCCCUCCACAUCAGGGAUAUUUUAUCUCCUCUAUUUGGGACACUUGUUUCUUCAGCUCAGUUUAACUACUGCUUUGAUGUGGACUGGCUCGUAAAACAGUACCCACCAGAGUUCAGGAAGAAACCAAUCUUGCUCGUGCAUGGUGACAAACGCGAAGCAAAGGCUCACCUACAUGCCCAGGCAAAGCCUUAUGAAAACAUUGCCCUCUGCCAGGCAAAGUUGGAUAUUGCAUUUGGAACACACCACACGAAAAUGAUGCUACUGCUGUACGAAGAAGGCCUCCGGGUUGUCAUACACACCUCCAACCUCAUUCACGCUGACUGGCACCAGAAGACACAAGGAAUAUGGUUGAGCCCCUUGUACCCACGAAUAGCCCAUGGGACCCACAGAUCUGGAGAAUCAACCACACACUUUAAAGCCGACCUCAUCAGCUACCUGAUGGCUUAUAACGCCGCUCCCCUCCAGGAGUGGAUAGGUACCAUCCAGGAGCACGACCUCUCAGAAACAAAUGUUUACCUUAUUGGCUCAACCCCGGGACGCUUUCAAGGAAAUCAAAAAGAUAACUGGGGACAUUUUAGGCUUAGGAAGCUUCUGAAAGAGCAUGCCUCAUCCAUACCUAAAGCAGAGUCCUGGCCUAUAGUAGGUCAGUUCUCAAGCAUUGGCUCCGUGGGGGCCGAUGAAUCAAAAUGGUUGUGUUCUGAGUUUAAAGAGAGCUUGGUGACACCGGGCAAGGAAAGCAGGACCCCAGGAAGUACUGUUCCUCUUCAUCUGAUAUAUCCUUCAGUGGAAAACGUGCGAACCAGCUUAGAAGGAUAUCCAGCUGGGGGCUCUCUUCCCUAUGGCAUCCAGACGGCGGAGAAACAGAAUUGGCUCCAUUCCUAUUUUCACAAAUGGUCAGCCGACACGUCAGGCCGCAGCCAUGCCAUGCCACAUAUUAAGACAUAUAUGAGACCCUCUCCAGACUUCAGUCAACUUGCGUGGUUCCUUGUCACAAGCGCCAAUCUGUCCAAGGCCGCCUGGGGAGCGUUAGAGAAGAACGGCGCCCAGCUGAUGAUCCGCUCCUAUGAGCUCGGCGUCCUUUUCCUCCCAUCAGCAUUUGGCCUGGACAGUUUCAGAGUGAAACAGAAAUUCUUCUCAAGGAGCCAGGAGCCAACGGCCUCCUUUCCUGUGCCGUAUGACCUGCCUCCAGAACUGUAUGGAAGUAAAGGUUUGCUAGUUCACCCACUCUGAAUGAAGACAGAUGGUCACCUGGGUGAUGACUUGAGGUUUUACCAAAGCCUGAGCGGUGACUCACUCUUCAUUAGACUUGUCUAGCCCCAGCUCUGCUCCCUCCCACCAUGAGACCUUAGGCAAGUCAUGUGAUACCUCUGAAUCUUCAUUUUCUCAUCUGUUAUAUGGGCCUAAUAGCUAUCCUUCCUGCCUCGUGGGAUUGUUGUAAGAAUCAAAUGAAAUGGAGCUCCUAAGCACUGGUAAGAACUCCCUCAAUGUAAAUCGGAAUGAUUCUUGGUAAGUACCAAACUGGCAGUCUCUCCCUGGGGCAUUUAGAGAAUGGUAACUCAAGUGUAAAAAACAAAACCCAUGCCUUCUGAAAAAUUAGCUACUUGCCACAAAUAUUGCUCCUUCACCCACUACUAAAGGCAGGUUUUUCUGACAGACGGGGGUAGAUUGAAGAGUCCUGGAUGCAGCAAGGUGGCUAGUAGGCCUCUGGAUUCCAGAGGCGGGGGCUGUAUUUUCAAGGGAGUCUUUGUCCGCGGGCCCAGGCUCUCAAACGCGCCCUGAACAACUCUGCAGAGCUGACCCACGUACUUCCUGCCCUGAAAGCACGGAUCCACGUUGCCUCCUGCCUCUGGGAAAGAGGGGUCCUCCUGGAGGCUGAGUUGGGACUGAGGGUGGGGCUGGGAGUCCAUGUUCAUGUGAACCCCACAUGUGAGUUGACCCUUCGGCCCUGGGAGGAAGUCCAUUUUACAAAUGAAGAAACUGAGGCACAAAGAGAUCUGUGAGCUGCCUACAGUUGCCUUCUUAAAGACAGAGGGAGCUCCUGCUUCCUGAACGCCUCUGAUACCACAACAGCCUCAAGAAAUAGGCAUCUUUAGUUGUGCUUGGAUUGGCAGAAUCUUCCUUAAGAGAGAGAGGAAAGAACCGUGUGAUCUCAGUGAGCCACUUAACACGUCUCUGUAAACAACCUGGAAGGAAGCACUUGGGAAGAGCCCAGCCUAGCCCUGGUUCUGCUCUUCCAUUCCAUUCUUCUCUGGCAUUCCAUGACACACUUGGCAGUGGAUGACCUCUCCCCUGGGUCUCUAGUUCCUGUUCUUGGUGUGGCACCCAGCCCCUCCCCAAAGCAGAACUGGGUGGCCUUAAAAAUAAGUGCAGCUGUGGGGAGAGGGGAUUGAAUGCAUGAGGGAACUUUUAGGGGUGAUGGAAAUGUUCCUAGCAUGAUUGUGGCAUUGGUUACACUUUACAAAACCCCUUGAAUUAUACACCAAAUUGGUCAUUUUUAUUGAAUGUGAAUUAUAGCGCCAUAAAGCUGCUUUUUUAAAACUCACAGAAUGUACAAGCUCAGAUAUGUGCAUUGUAUGUAAAUUCUACAUAAGAAAAAAUCAGGAGCUGAACUCUAGUUACGUAUAUACUGAAGUAUUUAGGGGCAAGUGUACUGAUAUCUACAGUUUAUUUUGAAAUGCUUUAAGGUGUAUUAAAGGACGAGUAGAUACAUGAUAAAGUAUAGAAAAAUUUAAUUGUACAGUCUAGAUUGCGACUCUAAAAUUCUUUCGGCUUUGGUGUAUGUUGAAAAU